GUAACGGGACGCUCGAGAUUCAGCUAAGGAGCCUUUAGCAAGCCCCUUUUAGCUAAGCUAGCAACAAGCGAAAUACGUUACCUGGUGUAAACUGACUGUAGGAUAAAAAUGGAAGUGACUUUGGAUCCUUUUUUUCUAGCAUGGAGCUAUUUCAGGAGACGGAAGUUUCAAAAAUGCUCGGAUCUUUGCACAAAGGUGUUGGAGGAUAAUCCGUACGACCAAGAACCUCAUGCUUCACUCCAUAUUUCAGAGGCAGCUUGGAGCCUGAAGACAAGGGCUCUGACUGAGAUGGUAUACAUUGAUGAAGUGGAAGUUGAUCAGGAAGGCAUUGCAGAAAUAAUGCUGGAUGAAAGUGCCAUUGCACAAGUAGCACGACCUGGAACGUCACUGAGGCUCCCUGGAACAAGCCAGGGUGGAGGGCCUACUCCAGCCAUCAGACCAUUGACCCAGUCAGGUCGCCCAAUUACUGGAUUUGCAAGGCCCAGCACUCAGUCUGGUAGGCCAGGGACAAUGGAGCAAGCCAUCAGAACACCUCGAACUGCGAACACUGCCCGUCCGGUCACUAGUGCUUCUGGGAGAUUUGUUCGAUUAGGCACGGCUUCUAUGUUAACACAUCCAGAUGGACCAUUUAUAAACUUGUCCAGGUUAAACCUGCCAAAAUAUGCACAGAAACCUAAUUUAUCCAAGACCUUAUUUGAAUACAUAUUUCACCAUGAGAACGAUGUCAAAAAUGCUUUGGAUUUAGCUGCAUUAGCUACAGAGCAUGCACAGUUCAAGGACUGGUGGUGGAAAGUCCAACUUGGGAAAUGUUAUUACAGGCUAGGUUUGUAUCGUGAAGCUGAGAAACAAUUCAGAUCAGCCCUCAAUCACCAGGAGUUUGUAGACACUUAUCUCUACCUUGCAAAGGUAUAUCAGCGACUGGAUCAACCCAUAACUGCCCUGAACCUCUUUAAACAAGGCCUGGACCAUUUCCCUGGAGAGGUGACUUUGCUGACUGGGAUUGCUCGCGUUCAUGAGGAAAUGAAUAACAUCACUUCAGCUACAGAGUACUACAAAGACGUAUUAAAACAAGACAACACACAUGUGGAGGCCAUUGCCUGCAUAGGAAGCAACCAUUUCUAUACAGACCAACCAGAGAUCGCCUUGCGUUUCUACAGACGGUUGCUGCAAAUGGGUGUGUAUAACUGCCAGCUCUACAAUAAUUUGGGCCUGUGCUGCUUUUAUGCACAGCAGUAUGACAUGACUCUGUCCUCAUUUGAGAGAGCAUUAGCCCUGGUUGCCAGUGAUGAGGAACAGGCUGACAUCUGGUACAAUAUUGGACAUGUUGCCGUGGGUAUUGGUGACUUAACUCUAGCUUAUCAGUGCUUUAAACUAGCUUUGGCGUUUAACAAUGAUCACGCUGAGGCGUUCAACAAUUUAGCAGUGCUGGAGCUACGCAAAGGCAGUAUUGAGCAGGCAAAAGCCUUUUUGCAAACAGCUGCUUCUCUCGCUCCCCACAUGUACGAACCACAUUUCAACUUUGCUGUACUUUCAGAUAAGAUUGGUGAUCUUCAGAGUAGCUACAUGGCUGCCCAGAAGUCAGAGGAUGCUUUUCCUGAGCACGUGGACACUCAACAGAUCCUGAAGACCCUUAGACAGCACUUCGCAGUGCUCUGAAUUUUUUAUUUAAAUAUUCCCACAUUAUGUAAUCCCAGAGUAAGGCAGGCUAUAAAACUUUGAGGUUUAAAUUAUUUAAGAAAAUUUGUGACCUUUUAUUUCAAGUCAGGUAUUAAAUCUCACAGGUAAGUUUCGGCUAAAUUGGUUGAUAAAUACCUUAUCUUCCUAAAUAUUCAACAACAUUUUUUCACUAUAAAAUCAAACUGUAUGUCAAAGUUAUUUUUAGGUAUAGAAGGGAAAUCCUGGCAUCAAUAUGAGUUCCCUCUUUCUUAUUACAUCAUGGACUCCUUAAUUAUUUUAAAAAUAAAGCUCUUCACAUAAACCAACUCUCACUGGCCAUAUCUCUGCAACCAGACAUGAUAUACAGUACUUGGUACCAAAAUGAUUAUUGACCCAGGAAUCUGAAAAUAUGCAGCACUCCCCAAAUGAUCAUGAUUAAUACCUGAUUUGAUGUGAUGGGUCACAAAUAUUAAUAGAUAUAAUAAACCAUAGUGUAUAGUUUUUAACUUAGAGCAAAGCUAUAAUGAGAGGGAGAAAAAUGGACCUUGAGUUUGUUUUAAAAAUGGUAUGUAUUAUGUAAAGUGUUUGGCAUUGAAAAUGCAUAGAGUGUAAAUAAAACGCAAUUAUUUUACUCA
Messenger RNA from Clarias gariepinus (North African catfish), 2291 nucleotides. RefSeq names its product tetratricopeptide repeat domain 8 (gene ttc8). The coding region runs from base 109 to 1656 and encodes 515 amino acids. Gene Ontology annotation, molecular function: protein binding. Gene Ontology annotation, biological process: non-motile cilium assembly. Gene Ontology annotation, cellular component: BBSome; non-motile cilium; ciliary basal body. The transcript is spliced from 15 exons. The record is from RefSeq and is a predicted model, not a curated record. Lineage: Eukaryota; Metazoa; Chordata; Actinopteri; Siluriformes; Clariidae.